Molecule: messenger RNA, 1052 nt
Organism: Cryptococcus amylolentus CBS 6039
Lineage: Eukaryota; Fungi; Basidiomycota; Tremellomycetes; Tremellales; Cryptococcaceae
Product: ATP synthase F1, delta subunit, variant
Exons: 3
Coding region: 1-546 (181 amino acids)
Biological process (GO): proton motive force-driven mitochondrial ATP synthesis
Molecular function (GO): proton-transporting ATP synthase activity, rotational mechanism
Source: RefSeq, a predicted model, not a curated record
AUGGCCUCCAUCUCUCGCCAGAUCCUCAAGAGGGGCUACGCCACCGCAGCCCCCGCCAUCAAGGCCCCCAUCCAGCUCAACUCCCUCACCGGCACCUAUGCCACCUCCACCUACCUUGCCGCCCUCAAGAAGAGCUCCAAGGACCUCGAGGCCCUCGCCAAGGACGUCGAGGCGUUCGACAAGUCCAUCAAGGAGGAUGCCAAGAUCUCUGCCUUCAUCCAAAACCCCACCUUGACCGCCUCGGAGCGUGCUACCGCCCUCAAGACCAUCCUCCCCUCUUCCUCCUCCCCCAUCCUCCUCAACCUGCUUUCGGUCCUCUCUGAAAACGGCCGUCUCUCCUCUGCCCCCAAGGUCUUUGCCGACUUUCACUCCCUCAUGGCCGCCUACAGGGGCGAGCUCGAGGUUAUCGUGACCAGUGCCGAGCCUUUGGACAACAAGGCGUUGUCUAGGUUGGACAAGGCUUUGAAGACUACCGAAAUUGCCAAGGGCAAGACCUUGAAGGUUGUCAACAAGGUGAGUGUAGUUUUAGAUUGCCUGGGGGCAUGAGAGUGGUCAGAGAGUGGUUGGGGAGGAAUCGGUUGCUUGAGGCGGUCUCUGUUAUUGAGACGAAACAGUCGGCACGAGACCAUAGGUACUGACAUACUCUUCAGGUCAACCCCUCCGUCCUCGGCGGUCUCCUCGUCGACUUUGGAGACAAGACCAUCGACCUCUCUGCCUACACCCGAGUCCAGCGAUUCAACAACGCCCUUACCCAGGGUGUCUAAAUCGAGUCUCUGGUGACGAGAUGAAAGGAGAAGGAGCUGGUGGUGGUAGAAAAAAUAAAACUUGAAAGCAUGAAUCUAGGGAUGAAAUCACGUGUGGGGUUGUUUGAGGGCCUUGUGGUGUGUGAAGGAGUCUUUGGCAUGUGUCUAGAGUUGCCAGGAUGCCACGAAGGAGGAUGAAUGAGAAGCAGCGGUACGAGACUCUGAUGCGCCACGUCGCUCCUUUCUUCUCGGCCGGAUAUCCCUUUGCAUGCUGCAUUCCACUGCGUACAUAAGCCCCAUGUGUCUGCC